UGUGUCUGCAUACCAGUCCGUGAGUAACGAGGAAAGUUGUAACUUAUAAUCCAAACAAGCUAAUGUAAGUUAUAGUCUCGCACCGAAGACAUGGAAGACCAUGGAAGAAAUCAAAUCGUUUGAUUACUCAGUACAGUAACGUUAUAAUAGUACUCAAGAUCCAUAGAAGUGGAACACCCACCCCGUCCCCAUCUGCCCCCAAAGCGACUUGGGAUAGAUCACGUAGUUCGGAUAGUUAUCAAACCCGGAAGUACUUAGCCCAAGUGACAGACACUAUGAUAUUUGGCAAAGUGAUGUCGACGACAGCUGUUUAAUUGUCCAUUCCUCCUUCAGACAUCGUCUAGCUUCAACCAAGGACGUUAACGUUAUAUUAUCAAUAAUGGCUUCGCUCCUUCAAAGCGUUCUCGAAGUAGUGAUCACAUUGGCGAAGAAUUUACAAAAUGGCACCCUGGAGCUCGUCGAACUAGCUCGCAAUGGCGUAGCCCUGAACGACGUCGGGCAUGUUGUCCAGAAGAAUGCACUGGUGCUUGUUCUCUGGUGCCUGUUCGUCUUUGUGAUCGCCAGAAUGUGCUGUGGAGGCCGGGGAUAUGGAUCGAGGGUGAAGGUGAAGACAAGGGAAAACUUCGAGCCUGGUAAAGUGUACCUCCACCAGCACAUCCCAGCCAGCAGCCUGCCCAGCCUGUCACCCUUCUGCCUGAAGCUGGAGAUGUACCUGCGCUUGGCAGGCAUUCCGUACGAGAACGUCUACAAAAGGAUGGAUCCUGGCCCCAAUGGGAAGAUUCCGUGGAUAGAGUACAAUGGGCGAGCUAUGGCAGACUCUGGGCUCAUCAUCCAGUUCCUCAAAGAGGAGCUACAGCUCGACCUGAACCGAUCCCUCAGUACCACGGACAGAGCCAUCAGCCGGGCUUUCGUGAAGAUGCUGGAGGAAAACACCUACUGGGGCUUGGUGCACUUCCGCUGGAUUGAGCAUUUCCACGUUCUUGGGUCCCUGUUCGAGGUUGGCUGGUUUGUGCACAACGUUCUACUUCGGCGAUCUGCGCGAAGACUGAGCAAGAUGUUGUGGGCACAAGGCAUGGGUCGACAUUCCCAGGAAGAUAUCAAUGACAUCACCGAGAAGGACAUCAUGGCGGUCUCGGAGUUUCUAGGAGAGAAACCAUUCUUCAUGGGGGAGGAGCCCACCGAGGCUGACGCCACUGUGUACGGGUUCAUGGCGGAGAUCCUGUGGGCCGCACCCAAGUCGUCUGACCUGCACGCCCUGGUCACUGAGAAGUGUCCGAACAUCAGGGAGUACUGUGUGCGGAUGACCCGCCGAUACUGGCAGGACUGGAAGGGUCUGACGGACAAGUGCUGAAUCGUAAUCGUUGGUCGGUGGCGAAAAGGAGCUGAAACAUAUAACGUUAACGUACCCAGAAAAGGAGUGCAUGUUGCCCAAUAAUACCAGAACGGAUAAUACAGGUGUAUUUUAGGCUAAAUAGCUUGGGGGAUUCUGGAUUUACCGGUUUAUUUGAAGUUUUUCUCAAGUCACUCCAAAUGAGUACCAGAACUCAACUGACUUUGUUAAAACUUCUUCAUUCAAAGAGGAGAACGGGAUCGGCCGUUCGAUAUUAAGUUUAUUUUAUCAGCCACGUUGACAUAUUUAGAUGAUGAUUAGGAUAAUAACUUUACUAGUACUCAUCAUCUGUACUAUUUCAUAUUUCCGAUGCCUCUCUAAUUGUUUAGAUACAGUUGCCAAUAGUAGCUGGUCAGGUGAAAGUAGUUAGCAAAUGGAUCGGGGGCCAAAAUUGAAAUGCUCAGACGCUGCUUCUUGUAGCUCCCUUGUAGAUAUUGAAGUGUAGCCGUAUUUCUGUAACUAUCCGUAAUCUUUUGUAACUGCCCUAUACCAUUCCAUAAGCUUGUGUUAUAUAUAAUAUAGUGCAAUGUGUAGAUCUGGUUACGGUAUAGCAAACCUCCUUGGGUAUAGCAAUGGCAGCUUUGUAUACAAGAUAGUCAGUGAUGAUACAAGAUAGUAACGGUAAUACGGCCGAGAACGACAUAUACACGCAUGUACGAGAGAAAUCGACCCGGCUUGGUGUGCUUGUAUAUGCAGUGUAGCCUAGCUGCCGGGUUUAUGAAAUAAAACAUCCUACCACUAGAACCGAAAAGUUACAUUGGUUCAUAUACCCGAAAUUUAUGCAGUUUGCAUGUCCAUGUUUUUACGUCAAGUUCAGGAAUAUUAGCUUCUUAUGUAUCUAUUAUGUAUGUUAGCUAAUGGGCGGAAUAAAAUAUCCAAGUUUU
Messenger RNA from Branchiostoma floridae (Florida lancelet), 2274 nucleotides. Its product is annotated as failed axon connections homolog. The transcript is spliced from 5 exons. The coding region runs from base 380 to 1351 and encodes 323 amino acids. NCBI's taxonomy places the organism in Eukaryota, Metazoa, Chordata, Leptocardii, Amphioxiformes, Branchiostomatidae. Gene Ontology annotation, cellular component: cytoplasm. The record is from RefSeq and is a predicted model, not a curated record.